UGGGAGCUGAACCUUGGUCCUCUUCGAUAGCAGUAAGCACUCUUAACUGCUAAGCCAUCUCCAGCCCCUCAAAACGAUUUUUAUAGUGGGAAGCUUAAGCAUGAGGUUAGUAAGGGUGCAGAAGAUAAGGAGUUGGCUGAGUUGGGAUAGAUACACAAAUUCAUUGAGUACAUUGUUUUCUGUCUGGAAUGACAGCUAUUGGAAAUAAUUUUGAAGUUUCACCUGAUUUGAGUGUCCCUGAACAUACUGGUAAGGUUUCCACUAGGCAAUAGUUGAGACAGAGAAGAGUGAGCUUGUUAAAAGAAGAGCCUGGGGUCAUUGUUUUCCAGGAGAAAUUCGGUUUUUAAGCUGCUGGGGGGACAAGUAUCUCUCCUGUUUAUCAUCGUUACUCCCUGCUUUGUUCUGCUCUUAUCCCAUAGCUAAUUCUCAGUGUUCCUUGAAUUGAAAAUUGGAAGUGGUAUGUAACUCAGUGGGUAGAGUGCUUGACUAGUGUGAGCCCAGGGCUCCAUCCCCUGCCCUGCACAAGUCAGUAUGUGUUACCAGGUCCCAGCACUUGUGAGGCAGAGGCAAGAGAAUCAGAAGUUCAAAGCCAUGCUAAGUUACAUGGUGACUUUGAGGCCAGCCUAGGAUACAGGAGACCUUGCCAAAAGAGAGAGAGAAAGCAGAGAGCAAGGGCUGACUGAGAGGAUUUGUUGGAUUCUUGCUGUGAAAUAGCCCAUCUCUGAGUGAUGAAGAGAACUUGAAAGUGUUUGGGAAAUGCAACAAUCCGAAUGGCCAUGGACACAACUAUAAAGGUUGAUCCUGUUACAGGAAUGGUUAUGAAUUUGACUGACCUCAAAGAAUACAUGGAGGAGGCCAUCAUGAAGCCACUUGAUCACAAGAACCUGGAUCUGGAUGUGCCCUACUUUGCAGGUGUUGUAAGCACAACAGAAAAUGUAGCUGUCUAUAUCUGGGAAAGCCUCCAGAAACUUCUUCCUACAGGAGUUCUUUACAAAGUAAAAGUUUAUGAAACUGACAACAACAUUGUAGUAUAUAAGGGAGAAUAGAGAUUAGGGUUAAUAUUAGAGAAAGGCUUAAUUGCUUUUAAAAAAGCUCUUUGUCCCUUUAGAAUAUCCAGCAGUCACCACAUACUUGUGUUUCCACGUUGUACUCUAGAAUGUCUGAGUGUUAAAAUAACUGUAAGAUCCACAUCUAAAUGUAUUUAAAAAUCAAACUUACAGCAUAUCCUGAAUUUAUUUUUGGUGAGGGAGCAGGGGAGAGCUGAGGAUUGAAGCCAGGGCCUCACACAUGCUAAGCAUACCACACUGCAUUCCAGUCCUCUCUGUGCCACUGAGAGUAUCGUUUUUGUCCAGAGAUUAAAAAUUAUUUCAUUCUCAACAAAAUAUUUUUGUGUGGAAUCAUGUAAAGGAAAAAUAAACACAUUUCAUAGUAUGUAUUCUCUGUUAUCUAUUUCAUUUUAGCAUUUGUUUUUUUUCUUAGUAUAAUAUAAAUAAUAAAAAUGUUUAUGCAAUUUAUAGUAUGUGAACCUUAGGAAAAAAUUUUAGAGGGGCAUAAAGUCUGGAGACUAUAUUUCUUUUUAAAGAUUUAGUUAUUUUUACUUGCAUGUGUAAUGAUAUGUACAGUUUAUUUUUCAUGAUAUAUAUAGCUUAUUUUGGUCUCAUGGCCCAUUUGCAAUUUAUUUGUAUAGCAAUUUUAAACAAAUAACUCAAUUUUUUUCAAUUUAAACUUCUGUAAGUAAAAUGAGAAAAAUGUCUACAUGGUAUUUGUAAGACCUGAAAGACAAAGUACCUUUCAAAGUAAUAGCAGCAAUCCUGCCUUUCAAGUAAUCAAUACAAAAUACUGCACAUGAAUAAAACUUUAACAACUAGAGCAUACUAAAAUUUAACUAAGUGGGCAUUGCAUUGUCAAAAUUUAUAAUAAAAGUCCUUUAUUUAUUCC
This is a messenger RNA of Cricetulus griseus (Chinese hamster), 1938 nucleotides long. The record is from RefSeq and is a predicted model, not a curated record. NCBI's taxonomy places the organism in Eukaryota, Metazoa, Chordata, Mammalia, Rodentia, Cricetidae.